This is a messenger RNA of Selaginella moellendorffii, 912 nucleotides long. RefSeq names its product 5'-adenylylsulfate reductase-like 3. NCBI's taxonomy places the organism in Eukaryota, Viridiplantae, Streptophyta, Lycopodiopsida, Selaginellales, Selaginellaceae. The transcript is spliced from 3 exons. The record is from RefSeq and is a predicted model, not a curated record. Bases 1 to 912 code for a protein of 303 amino acids.
AUGCUCGAUCCUCACAGGCUGCUGCUACACGCUCUCUUCCUCCUCUUCUCCUUGCAUUCUUUCGGAUCGUCGGAUGGAUUGCCGGAGGCGCCGUGCUGCAAGCGCCCCUCUUUGGCGCAAAUCUUUCUCCACUCCCCCGACGAGGUCGUCAUCGGGGAGCUCGUCAAUCGCGUGAGCCUUGUUCCUCGGCUAAACGAGAGCUCCGCUACUCUGGAGCAAACGCUGAGUUCCUUGUGGUCGGUGUCCAAGGAGGAAUCCAGCGCGAUGCUACUGCUCUACGCGUCGUGGUGUCCAUUCUCGAAGCUCAUGAGGCCAUUGUUUGACACGAUGUCUUCCAUUUAUCCGUCGGUGUAUCACAUCGCUGUGGAGGAAUCGAGCGUGAGGCCGAGGUAUGGAAAGAGGAGCUGGAUCAAACUCACAGAAACUCACAAGAACGUUUCGAUGCAUGCAGUGUUCUCUCGAAGAUUUUCGCCGGAAGUUCAAGGAUCCUCGGAAGCUCUGAUCCUUCACUCGAGCCAAGGCAGACCUCCGGCUGGUAUGUGCCCGUAUAUCUCUCCCGAGAAGUUACUUGAGGGCAACAUGUAUCUCACGCUCGCGGCGUGCUUCCUGGCUCUGAGGCUCGCGUUCCUCUUGCUCCCGGUGGCAACCAAGAGCUUGAAAUGGUGGUGGGAGCGAUCGGUCGUGAAUCUUUUCACCUCGCGGCGGCAAAGCACGACUUCUUCUUCGUCGUCGUCACACUCGAGCGUUAGCGAUGGAAAUCCCCGCGCAGCCGAGAUUGGGGAGGAUCUUCCACGAAGGAAUCGCAGGGCCCAGGAGUCUGGCACUGGGAAUCGCUGGGCGUCGUCUUCCACGUCCUUUUCGCCAGUCCCAAUCGGCCUCGCGCGGCCAAAGAGCCAGCAUUUGUACGAGUAA